UCCUGGCCAGGUCACACUUCGCAUCCCGCCCAUUACCGGAAGCGCUCCUCACAGGCCCUUCUCCAGUCCCGUCGUCCCACUUGCGCGCACGCGGAGCUUUUCGCCGACCCGGAAGCGGCUAGCCGGGAGCGGAGGUCAAAUCGGCAUCGGAGGGUUUUUAACUUUCUAAUUUUUACGUCAGAAUCUCAGUCCCCAGGCCUACACCCCUGGGGCCUGGGGUCUCACGCACAUUAGAGUCCCCUCGCCCGCGCCUCGCACCACGGUAAGUCCGGCGUCGCGGAGAGACACGGAGCCCUGCGGCCGGCGAGGUCCCGGCUUCCCGGUGCGGUCCCGGCUUCUCGGAUUGACGUCUCAAGACCCAUCUUGCCCGGGAGAGAAGCCCAGAGAAGGGAGAGGAGGAAAGCCCAGGAGUCAGGAAUGACUCUUUCUCAGGGACGGUUGACCUUCAGGGAUGUGGCCAUAGAAUUCUCUCCGGAGGAGUGGGAGUGCCUGGACCCUGCCCAGAGGGCCUUGUACAGGGAUGUGAUGGUGGAGAACUACCGGAACCUGCUCUCCCUGGGUGAGGACAGUUUCCCUCCAGAGGUUGGGAACUGCUCUGGUAUAUCUUUGUGUUUCUCUUGGGAGUUUCUUGGGCGCACCUUCCUUGCUUGACUGAGAUUGAAGUUAUGCUGAUUCAGAAAUGAAAAGCUUCCCAGUGUCGUAUCCGGAUUUUAAACCGAGAUGAUCCUG
This is a messenger RNA of Ailuropoda melanoleuca (giant panda), 729 nucleotides long. Its product is annotated as zinc finger protein 677-like. The transcript has 3 exons. Bases 418 to 651 code for a protein of 77 amino acids. Gene Ontology annotation, biological process: regulation of DNA-templated transcription. Lineage: Eukaryota; Metazoa; Chordata; Mammalia; Carnivora; Ursidae. The record is from RefSeq and is a predicted model, not a curated record.